Messenger RNA from Formica exsecta, 872 nucleotides. RefSeq names its product protein dj-1beta-like. Gene Ontology annotation, cellular component: nucleus; cytosol. Bases 62 to 703 code for a protein of 213 amino acids. The record is from RefSeq and is a predicted model, not a curated record. Gene Ontology annotation, biological process: protein deglycation, glyoxal removal; guanine deglycation, glyoxal removal. Gene Ontology annotation, molecular function: protein deglycase activity. The transcript is spliced from 4 exons. Lineage: Eukaryota; Metazoa; Arthropoda; Insecta; Hymenoptera; Formicidae.
UAAAAUAAAACGAAUAGACCUAACAUAUGAUAACAUUUUUCAUGUGUGUGUGUGAUUGUCAAUGUUGAGCAGUGUCUUUUUCAACGUCUCUCGGUCCGUCUACGGAAUAACACGUAAAAAUUUUUGUACGAAAAUGGCAAAGAAAACCGCAAUUUUGCUAAUUGCCGAUGGAACGGAAGAAAUGGAAGCCGUGAUAACUGUCGACGUUCUAAGACGUGCCGGGAUUGCUGUCACCAUAGCUGGUCUAUCUGAUGGUAACUGUAUGAAAUGUAGCCGUGAUGUUAAGAUCUGUGCAGAUGCUAAUUUUGCUGAUGCUACUAAGAAUCAGAAGUAUGAUGCUGUCAUAUUACCCGGUGGUCUCGGUGGAUCUAAAACAUUUGCAUCUUCGGCAGAAGUUGGAAAGCUAUUACAAGAACAAGAGAAAGAAAACAGAUUGAUAGCAGCUAUCUGCGCAGCUCCAACAGCUUUGAAGGCUCAUGGUAUUGGCAAAGGAAAACAAAUUACUUCUUAUCCAGCCAUGAAAAAUGAUUUAAUCGAUGAAUAUAAGUAUCUAGAGGAAAAAGUAGUAACAGAUGGUAAUCUUAUAACGAGUCGAGGACCAGCGACUGCCUUUGCUUUUGGCUUAGCUAUCAUUGAAAAAUUAUUAAACAAGGAAACAGCUAGUACAGUGGCAAAAGGAAUAUUGUAUGAUGACUACAAAUAAACUUGUCUAUUUUAUAUAUAAGUUGCUAUAUACGUAAAAUAAUCAUUAUAAAUUUUGUGCGAUAUAUUUUUGGCUUUAGGAAGAUAAUGUUUAUUCAUAUAUGAAUGCAUAUAAUAUAUAAUAAAUAAAUUUUACAUAAUAAAAAGCAAAGUAAAUAAAAAAAAUUUAA